GGUGCUUGUUUGUAGAAAACAAAGUCCUUGUUAGUGUCGUUAAACCUUAUUUUAUGAGACAUCAUAUACACCUAAUAAUGUCUGUGAAGGUUAAUAACUAAAACUCCUGUUAUAAUAAAUUAAAUUUGAAUGGUUUCCUAGGGAAUUAGUCUGACAUUUUAGGCUCAGUUACAGUUCAUAGAUCUACGUCUGUUAAUGUUAGACUAUUGUAGUCGGCGGAAAAAUGCUCAAAAAUAUUUUCUUUUAAAUAGAUUAUUUAUUUCUUCAUGUGAUUUCCAUGAAGACUUUUGUGUGAGUCGUAUUGAGAGUGUAAGUCGGCGUCGUGGUGUGGUGGUAGCGAGUGUUAGCGACGACGGCACCUGGGCGGCAGCUUGGGUGGCAGGCGGCGACUUGUACCUCUACAGAGCUCGGGGAGCGUCAUUUCCGCUGCCACAGGAGACGCAGACACAGCUGCGUCACUUGGGUGUGCGAGGUGUGGGUGUGAGCGGGGCGGCGCCCAGCCUGGAGCAGCGAGCACAGAAGGAGGCAGCUGACCGUCGUAGGUCAGCCAUGGAGAACCAAGCGGCGCUUCUCCAGCAGAAGCUCUCCAAACUUAAGUGGGACUUCAAAAAACUAACUCUAAGAGCCGAUGAAAUUGACGGAGGCCGAACAUUGUUGGAGGAACUGCCGCUGCACCCCACCAUUACCUCGGCUCUUCACCAGCACACCACCAGUAACAUGAACCAGGCGGCUACAUCAGUUGUCAACAGCCAUUUUUUAGUGAGGGGGUGUGCUGCUCAUUUUCCACAGGGCCAUAGCAAAAAGGGGCUCAAAAACUGUUUCGUUGAGUUGACCCGUGGGGCUGUACGGGAGCCACGAUGGUUUGUUUACCGGGAUUAUCCGUGUACCCACGGGAUCGCAAAUGAAGAGUUGGGGUGUAGCACUUAA
Cherax quadricarinatus is the source of this 927-nucleotide messenger RNA. Lineage: Eukaryota; Metazoa; Arthropoda; Malacostraca; Decapoda; Parastacidae. The record is from RefSeq and is a predicted model, not a curated record.